ACACAAAGAAGAAGAAGAAGACCGUCUCUCUCACAGCUAGGCUAACGCUAGCGACCAGUGUUAAUUGGAAUAAAUUUACGACUUUGAGAAUUUGAACAGAAACAUGGGGAAAAAACAUAAGAAGCAUAAACCGGAAUGGAGAACAGUUGACGACUAUGAGGACAAAGCUCUUGAGAAGCCUCUGAAGCUUGUGCUCAAAGUUGGAGGAAGCGAAGUGACUGAACUCUCUGGGUCCGGCCAUGACUCCAGCUACUACGAUGACAGAUCAGACCACGAGCGAGAACGUCACAAAGAAAAGAAGAAAAAGAAGAAGAAAAAAUCUGAAAAGGAUAAAGACAAAUAUGUAGAUGAUGAGGAGAGAAGGCGAAGAAAGGAGGAGAAAAGGAAGAAGAGGGAGCGGGAGCAGAGUGAAUCAGAGGCGGCAGCAGUGACUGUUGCUAGUAGUAGUAGUGGUGGUGGUGGUGGUGCUGGACCUGUUGAACCAUUCACACUGUCAAAAAGUAUUGGAUUGGAGCCAGAAGAGAAAAAGAAGAAGAAAGAACGGUUUGAAAUAGAGCCCGAAGAGGAGGAGUUUCACCCCACUGUGAAGGUGGACGUAGAACAACCAGGAGACAGGCCAGUCAGAGCGUGCCGGACACAGCAAGAAAAUGAGUCCACACCACGGCAACAGCUGCUAGAACACUUUCUGAGGCAGCUGCAGAGGAAAGAUCCCCAUGGGUUCUUUGCAUCUCCAGUAACAGAUGCAAUCGCUCCUGGUUACUCAAUGAUCAUCAAACAUCCUAUGGACUUCAGCACAAUGAAAGACAAGAAUAGAAACAAUGACUAUAAAACAGUAACAGAAUUUAAGGCUGAUUUUAAACUGAUGUGUGACAAUGCCAUGGUAUACAACCGACCAGAGACUGUCUACUACAAGGCUGCAAAGAAAUUGCUUCACACAGGAUUCAAGAUGAUGAGCAAGGAACGGCUUUUGGCUCUGAAACGCAGCAUGUCAUUCAUGCAGGACAUGGAUUUUACCCAGCAAGCAGCCAUUUUGGGGGAUGAAGACCUGACAGCUGACAUUCCUCCUCCAGAGACAAUCCACAUUCCAAUGGAAUCUCCAAGGAAGCCCAGGAAGCAGCCAGCCAAGGACAUGAAGGAAGUCAUCAGUUACCUGUAUGAACCAGAGGGAAACGCAUGCAGCUUGACUGACAGCACAGCAGAGGAGCAUGUUCUGGCGCUGGUUGAACAUUCUGCAGAUGAAGCUCACGACCGCAUCAACAGAUACAUGCCAAACUCCAAGGUUUUACACUUUGAACACUUUUUAUACAAUCCAGUUGUAUCCAAUGUUUACACAAGUUAUAGCUCUUUUUUAUUAUUAGAGCUGACAGCUUUUAAAGCGUUUAAUUUACCCAGUGUUUUGCUUUUUCAGAUGGGGUAUUUGCGUAAGGAGUCUGACAGUUCUCUUUUGUAUACUGUUGUAAAUCAACUCGAUCCUGAUGCAGAAGAGGAAGAGACCCAUAAAGUGGAUCUAAGUUCUCUGUCAAAUAAGCUUCUGCCUGGGUUAACAACCCUGGGCUUCAAAGAUGACAGGAGACACAAAGUGACCUUUCUUAGCAGUGCCUACAACGUCCAGAGCCUCCAGAAGAACUCUGUCUUUGCAGACUUGUUACCUGAUGAGAUGGACAUGCUCUAUUCAGCCUAUGGAGAUGACACAGGGGUUCAGUGCGCUUUAAGUAUACAGGAGUUUGUCAAGGGCUGCAGCGGUGUCACCAAGCAUUGGGUUGACGGGCUCCUGGACAAGAUGACCGCAGGCGAUCACACAAAAUCUGUCAAUCAGAUACGACAGAAGAGAAAUAUAAUGCUGAAACCUGACGAAACCAAGUCGAACAUCUGUGACAUGCAGAUGGCAGAUGGAGCUGGCCUGGGAGAGGGGAGUUCGGUGCUGGAUUUCAUGUCAAUGAAGACUUAUCCAGAUAUGUCUCUGGAUAUCACCAUACUUAACUCAUUAGGCAAAACUGUGAAAAAAGAGCCAGGUAAUGAGGAGGGCCAGCAGCCUUUUGAUGAUGCUGAUAAACUCCUGCAGGAGUUCCAAGAAGCACAGGUGGAUAGAGUUGGUUCCAGACCCUCAUCCAACCUGUCCUCACUCUCUAAUGCCUCCGAGAGGGACCAGCACCACUUAGGGAGCCCAUCUCAUCUGGGUGUUGGGGACCAGUCUGAAAUGGUUCAUGAUCCCUAUGAGUUCCUGCAGUCUCCAGAGCCAGAGAACACGGCCAACGGCUGACCACACACUGCCGCACUGUUAUCCUGUUGCUAACUACUCUGUUAUGGACUGUUGAAUUGCAGUGAAGAAAGCAGGAGCCUCAGACCUUUGUUAAAGACUGAACAUAAGUGUACAGACUAGUGUGAUUGUGUGUUUUUGUAUGAGUUGCAGCACUUGAAAAAUAAAUGUUUGUGAAUGUGUGCACUCAGUUAUUAGACACAAAUCUUUUACUUAUUCUGAUUAUAUACAGUGUUGUUAAAAAGCAUUUGCCCUCUUUUUUUUGCAUGUAAAUGCAAAAUGCCGUUUUUAAAUGCUGUUUUCAUUUAUUAAGGUAAAGAGCAGAAUUCAUGGUUCCAGCAAUUAGUCGUCCAGCCCCAGACGAUAAUACUAUCACCACUAUGGACUGCUGGUGAUGUAUUUUUGUGAAAUUAGAUGUUUUACUGCAGAUGUAACAGGAAUCAAACCUUCCAUAAAGUUCUGCUUUUAUCUGUGGGUUUUAAGUGGUGGAAAUGAAGUUUCUCUAUAGGGUGGCUGGCCUCUCCCUUAGAGAUAGGGUGAGGAUUUCAGCCAUCCGGACGUCAGAGUAGAGCUUCUACUCCUGCACAUUGAAAGAAGCCAGUACAGGUGGUUCAGGCAUCUGACAAGGAUGCCUCCUGGGUGAGGUGUCCUGGGCAUGUUCCACCAGGAGGAGGCCUGGUGCAGACCCAGGACACGCUGGUGAAAUCAUAUCUCCUCGCUGGCCUGGGGAAGGUGGCUGGGGGGAGGGAGGUUUGAGCUUCUCUGCUUAGGCCGCUGGCCCUGUGACAGGGGCAGAGUUCUGUCAUGGCAUCCGAUGCCAUUUUUAUUCAGUAUUUUUCUUAUUGUUGAAUCAUUAACUGAGACUAGUGAGGCCUGCAGUUCUUUAGAUGCUGUUCUUUUGUGAUCUCCUGGAGGAGUCACUGAUGUGCAAUGGCUCUCAUUGUGGUUGACUAUAAAUGUUUAGUCUUUUUCAGAGAUAGAUGUCAAUUACUUUCUCAUCUGUUCUUCCGUUUCUGUAGAUAGUGGUAUGAUGUCGUAUGUGUUGCUUUUUG
Haplochromis burtoni (Burton's mouthbrooder) is the source of this 3309-nucleotide messenger RNA. RefSeq names its product bromodomain containing 9 (gene brd9). The transcript is spliced from 16 exons. NCBI's taxonomy places the organism in Eukaryota, Metazoa, Chordata, Actinopteri, Cichliformes, Cichlidae. Gene Ontology annotation, biological process: regulation of transcription by RNA polymerase II. Gene Ontology annotation, cellular component: nucleus. Bases 104 to 2260 code for a protein of 718 amino acids. The record is from RefSeq and is a predicted model, not a curated record.